UAUGGGUAGCUUUCACUUCCGCUCUGGGAAACAGUCUUUUGAAACAGGAAGUGCAGAGCUGUAUGUCACUCUGAACUUUUUCUAUCUCUAUAUUGCAUACGGGCUCUGGGGGCUGGCUGGGCUUGAUCCCGUGCGUAUUUACCUGGAAGUAAUGCCCCACUGUGAUGAGCGGGGUUUAUUCCUAAGCCUAAGAGAGUAUGGUUGCUGUUUUAUGUGUUAAUAACCUGCUAACUCCAAAUGGCCCUAUUGUGAGAAGCGUUGCAGUUACUGCAACUUCAACAAGUAUAUCCCCCGAAACCUUGAUGAGCCAAGAAUGAGAAGCUGCCUCAUUCAGGAAGCCCAGACCUUGAUCCAACUCAGUCAAGUCAAGAGAAUCACAUCUGUCUUCUUUGGUGGAGGAACACCAAGCCUGGCUAGCCCACUCACCAUUGCUGCUGUCCUGGACACCAUCUCUCACUGUGCCCAUGUAGCAGAAGGUGUGGAGAUCACAUUGGAAGCCAACCCCACUUCAGCUGAUGCCUUGUGCCUUGCCAGGUUCCAGAAAGUUGGAGUCAACCGCCUCUCCAUUGGCAUCCAGUCCCUUGAUGAUACAGAGCUGAAGCUCCUUGGAAGAAACCACACAGCUUGUGAUGCUGCAAGAACUUUAGAAGAAGCCAAAAAACUCUUCCCAGGCCGUACCUCCAUUGACCUCAUUUUUGGCCUUCCGGGACAGACGGUUGCCUCAUGGAUCCAGGGUCUGGAACAAUUACUCACAAUGUGCGAUGACCAUAUCUCUCUCUACCAGCUAACGCUGGAGAUGGGUACCUCUCUCUUCAAACAAGUCCAUCAAGGCUUCCUGCCCAUGCCUGAUCCAGAUGUCGUAUCAGAGAUGUAUGACUCUGCACGGCAGCUUCUGCAGCAUGCUGGUUUUCAUCAGUAUGAAGUCUCCAAUUUUGCUAGGAAUGGGGCACUUAGUACCCACAACAUGUCCUACUGGCAAGGCAGUCAAUAUAUUGGGCUUGGACCAGGAGCCCAUGGGAGGUUUGUGCCAUGGGGAGAUGGCAAGAUCCACCGAGAGGCCAGAAUACAGACUCUGGAACCAGAUAUAUGGAUGAAGGAGGUGCUGGCCUUUGGGCAUGGGACUCGGAAGCGGACUCCCCUGAGCAAACUGGAUGUACUGGAGGAGGUUCUGAUGCUGGGACUCCGUAUGGAUGUAGGCAUUGUACACCAGAACUGGCUGCAGUUUGUCCCCAACCUCAGUCUGUGGGAUGUGUUUGGAGAAUCUAAGGAAGUGAAGGAGCUGGAGGAACAGGGCUUAUUGCUUCUAGACAAUAGGGGACUUAGGUGUUCUUGGAAAGGUCUGGCUGUGCUGGAUUCUCUGCUACUGAUUCUUCUUGACCAGCUCCAGCAGGCCUGGGCAGAAAGUGAGAAAACAUCCAGCAGGCCCUGAUGCCAAUACAUUGUCCAUGACUAACUUACUGCAGAGGAGAAUAAAAAGGGCUUCCCGAGUUUGGAGGCUGAAGAGCGCUUAGCUGUGGCUUCCUGUCUGGAAGGUUUAUGAAGGCAGAGGUGGAUCCAGAGAAACAUGUUGCCUCUCAAAUGAAGCUGGCGAGCGGACUGUGCUUGCAUGUCGUCGGGCACAACAGUUGCUUCCCUGGGCUCGUCCCUUUGCCCCAAGGUGGAAAGCUCUCUCUUUUUCCAAGGGCCAUGUGAUUUGUACAGGAAAUAAGCAAGGCAUGAAAUAUCUUGAGGCUACAUAAUGAACAAAUUACACAUAAACUGAUGAAACAUUAUUUUCAUAAAACAUUAUUUUCAUAAAAGUCCUCUGCUUUUAUGAGUACACAAUUAAAAGAAAAAUGUUCCAUGGGAGGAAAGUACCAAGAAAAUAGCCAAGGAUUUCUGUGCUGUAUCUACAGGGCAGCUUCCCCAAUGCUGCAGAGUACAACUGGGAGGGCAAAAGUGCCUUUCUGGCUGGGAGAGCCUCCGCCUUCAGAGCAGGAAGCCAGCAGUGUUCUUAGGAGAAUAGCUUGCAGUACAUCCUGCUAACUUUUGGAUUUAAGAAUUUGAUUCGCUUAGACCUGUGUGCCUCUUUGCCAACAUUCCAGGCUCCUGCUCCAUUCUGCCUCCUUCCCUUUCCCAUAGACUGAUUUUGACCUGGUUCUCGCCUGGUGGUUGGGCUUCCUCUGUUUAUCAGCCGUCUUAUCUGCCUCAUCAGCAUUGUAAUUCUUGCCCCGCUGUGCCCUGGUACUAUGUUGAGUUUUCUUUUGACAGUACAUCAGGCAUUGCCUUUGGGCUUGAUAACUGCUGCCUCCAGAUCUGAUCCUCUGCUUUGCACUAGACAACCCAUUGUCAGGAUCCUCAUGCCAGGUUACAAGAUACCAUGGCAUAAUUAUGUUGAACUCAGAGGCACUCUUACCUCUGGACCUUGGGGUCUCGGCCCGUGGCCUCCAAAGGCCGGCGGGGGUGGGGGGGGCUCCUGCCGCCACCGCGAGUUCUUAUCUCUGCCGCUGCGAGGCCAAACCGCUGAUAUUCUGGCCGCCGUGUGUGUGGCCGUGGAGUGGGAGGUGAAGCGAGCAGGGCCCCCAGUGGCAGAGCGGGCAGCGGCCACUGACUGUCCGGCUCAGUGGCCUCUGAGAACUACGAGGUGCUUCAGUGUGCCUGUGCAAUUAGAAUAAAGUGUCGCAAGCCUGUGACAUCACACACACACACACACACACACACACACACACACACACACCCCAUUACACUAUUGUAAAAUAUCUUGGGAAUAUCUUCACAAGGAGUGUAAACCUUCUAGCUCAAAGACUCUGAUGCUGUUGAACAACUGCAAUAAUUGCAUACUUAUCAUGUGGUUCCUACAUAAAAUUAGGCUCCCCUUAAUCUCCUCCCUAGAUUGGUAUGGCUGCACUUUAUCUUAAUUAGUGCAGUUAACAGAGGUACAAAUGAUGUUUCUAAAAGGUACCUAAUACUUGUGUCGUCACAGAGGCAGAUUUUUGCCAUUCACAUGCCCCAAGGAACUAGGAAGCAGAUGCAAAAAAGGCAAUGGCUUUUAUGGGACCUGAUCAUAUAGAGGGAAAUGCACAAGUUUCUGAUCUUUAUAGAGCUCUUUGUCUUAAGCAGAAUGAGAAGCUGACACUCAGAAGUUUGUACAUUCAAUCCAAGAGGAGUCAAGCUACUAACUAAGCUUCUGAGGUCAUUGACACACAACUACUUAAACACAUGUGUUAACUUUGAUGCAAUUAAUAAAUGUUCUAAUGGAAUUUAUUCUAGCUACAGUUCAGGAUCCUUGCAUUCAUGUCCAUAUCCUUGAAGGUUUUCAACCACAGCAUCCUGAUACAAUGACUCUGUCCCAAGGGAAGCAACAGUCUCCUAUGGUCCUA
Hemicordylus capensis (graceful crag lizard) is the source of this 3359-nucleotide messenger RNA. It is a transcript of the gene RSAD1, whose product is annotated as radical S-adenosyl methionine domain containing 1. The coding region runs from base 314 to 1429 and encodes 371 amino acids. The record is from RefSeq and is a predicted model, not a curated record. NCBI's taxonomy places the organism in Eukaryota, Metazoa, Chordata, Lepidosauria, Squamata, Cordylidae. The transcript has 9 exons. Gene Ontology annotation, molecular function: 4 iron, 4 sulfur cluster binding; coproporphyrinogen oxidase activity. Gene Ontology annotation, biological process: porphyrin-containing compound biosynthetic process. Gene Ontology annotation, cellular component: cytoplasm.